Molecule: messenger RNA, 1511 nt
Organism: Tupaia belangeri chinensis (Chinese tree shrew)
Lineage: Eukaryota; Metazoa; Chordata; Mammalia; Scandentia; Tupaiidae
Product: diphosphoinositol polyphosphate phosphohydrolase 3-beta
Exons: 2
Coding region: 12-371 (119 amino acids)
Biological process (GO): diadenosine pentaphosphate catabolic process; adenosine 5'-(hexahydrogen pentaphosphate) catabolic process; diadenosine hexaphosphate catabolic process
Cellular component (GO): cytoplasm; nucleus
Molecular function (GO): bis(5'-adenosyl)-pentaphosphatase activity; diphosphoinositol-polyphosphate diphosphatase activity; endopolyphosphatase activity
Source: RefSeq, a predicted model, not a curated record
CCGCCCGCUGGAUGGUGCCGGGUGGGGGCAUGGAGCCCGAGGAGGAGCCGGGCGGCGCGGCAGUCCGGGAGGUGUACGAAGAGGCGGGAGUCAAGGGGAAGUUGGGCCGGCUCCUGGGCGUGUUCGAACAGAACCAAGAUCGCAAGCACAGAACGUACGUGUACGUACUGACUGUCACUGAGCUGCUGGAGGAUUGGGAAGAUUCGGUUAGCAUUGGGAGGAAGCGAGAGUGGUUCAAAGUCGAAGAUGCCAUCAAGGUUCUCCAGUGCCACAAGCCCGUGCAUGCCGAAUAUUUGGAGAAACUAAAGCUGGGCGGUUCCCCAACCAAUGGAAACUCCGUGGCCCGGUCCCUGCCAGAUAGCGAUCCCUAGUGAAUGGCAUAAAUGUUGUUCAGAUUUACUUUGAAAGACUCAAGUAUGUGAACCCAAUGAUGAAUGGAAUUGUGAAGCACAGGUGAGAUCUUUCACACUUCCAAGGACACAGCUUAUCUUAUGCUUUUAGAUACUUCUUCUCUAUUCCAGUGAUUAUCCUCCAGGUCAUUGCACUACCACUGUAACUGUACAAAAUUCUAAUUUGAUACUUAUGGCCUUUUUUGUGCUUUUAUGAUUAUGUAUCUGUAUUUUUUUCCCACCAGAUUAUAUGACCAUGAGUGCAAGGAACUUGUUUCCUUAGUCUUUUUUUAAUACCUAACAUACAAAACAUUGCUUGAAAUAUUGUAGAUAUCACUAAAGUUUGUUUAAUUAAUAUUUUGUAAUGACAGUGAAAGGUAAAACAUUCAUUUUCUAAUCUGUCUAGCAUUUAUAAGGCUUUUGUAUAUCAGGUGUCACACAACUGUUUCAAGGCAGCUGUGAGAUAUUAGAAAGCAAAAAUUCUUUCAUAUGUCAUCUCAACUGUUGUAUGUCUCCUGAUGGCAUUAUAUUACACCACCCAUAAGAUAUAUUUGCCAAAAUUUUUCAUCUAAAUUUGACCAUCUCUCUAGACAUAAUUCAUAAUGUAUAGAAAAUACAGGGGGCAGAGAAACACAUUACAUCACAGAGAUGAGAUCAACAAAAUCCAGACAACAGGAAACUCUACAAGACAAAAGACCCAGUUUCUUCAGUAAAUAGAUUGCAAGAAUUGAAAGAGAUGGAAGAUGAAUCUAUAGCUUAAAAGAGACUUAAGGGACACAUUAGCCAAUUGCGUGGACCUGUAAAAUGAAUAUUUUAAUGAGACAAUUGAGAUGACUUGAAGAUGGACUGGAUAUUUAAUAUUAGUUGAGAUAAUAAUAUUCUGAUUAUAUUGGAAACAAGAGUUCUUGUCUACAUUCUCAAGUAUUUAUGGUUGAAAUGAUCUGAUGUCUGGGAGUUCCUUUAAAAUAAUGAGACUGUAUCUUAAGUGCAUUGGAGUUAUUAAUGAAACAAGAUUGGCCUUGAUAAUGUUGAAGCUGGGUGAUGGUUAAAUGAUUCUUUAUAUAUGUUCAUCUCUACUUUUAUAUGUUUGACAUUUUUCUAAAUAAAAACUUAAUAAAAACA